AUGGUCUACCUUCGACACAACCAGCUCCCGGCGCUCAAGGAGUACAAGUACUCUUCGGUUGAUCGGUCGCUCACGUCCAAGUACAUCCUCAAGCCGUUCUACAAUAAUUUCGUCAUCAAGCUGUUUCCCAUGAGCAUGGCCCCCAAUUUAAUCACUCUGACUGGAUUUGUGUUUGUGGUAAUCAACGUCUUGACGCUCCUGUGGUAUAAUCCUACCCUCGACCAGGACUGUCCCGCUUGGGUGUAUUUCAGCUGGGCUCUGGGUCUCUUCCUGUACCAGACUUUUGAUGCCGUCGACGGUGCUCAGGCACGCCGAACCAAGCAAUCCGGUCCCCUCGGCGAGUUAUUUGACCAUGGUGUUGACGCUCUCAAUACUAGUCUUGAGGUUCUCAUUUUCGCUGCUUCUCAGAACAUGGGCCAAGGCUGGAAGACGGUUGCGACUCUCUUUGCUUCCCUCCUUACUUUUUACGUUCAGACCUGGGACGAGUACCACACCAAGACACUCACACUCGGCAUUGUCAACGGUCCAGUUGAAGGUGUCUUGAUUCUGGUCGCCGUUUACACCCUGACCGGUUUGCUCGGCGGAGCCCACAUCUGGCAGCAGAGCAUGCUCAAAGCCAUUGGUAUUCCCGAGACCUUGGGAACUCCCACGUUCAUCUACGAGCUCUCCUUCACCGAGUGGUACCUAGUCCAAGGCGCCAUCGUGCUAGUCCUCAAUACCGUCGAGUCUUCCUUCAACGUCAUCCGAGCGCGACACGAACGUGGUGACCGCUCCCGCGGGGCUCUUGUCGGCCUGUUACCUUUCUUCGGCGUUUGGACUCUGAUAGUCACCUAUCUGCACCUGCAGCCCAACAUUUUGCACCACCACCUCGUCCCCUUUGUACUUUUUGCCGGUAUUGUCAAUGCCUACAGUGUUGGGCGGAUGAUCACAGCCCACCUCGUCAAGCUUCCCUUCCCUUACUGGAAUGUCCUCAGCAUCCCCCUAGCAUGCGGUGUUAUCGACUCUCUUGGUCCUGUUCUCGUCAAGCGAUUCGGCAUUGGUUGGCCUAGCGCCCUUGGACACGACGAAUACCAGGUUUCUUUCGUUUUUCUCAUCCUUGGUAUUGCUUUUGGUGUCUAUGGCAGCUUCGUCGUCGAUGUUAUCGUGUCCAUCUGUGACUAUCUCGACAUUUGGUGCUUGACUAUUAAGCACCCCUAUGACGAGUUCGGCCCCAAGGCCAGCGGCGAGAAGAUUCACUAA
Metarhizium brunneum ARSEF 3297 is the source of this 1239-nucleotide messenger RNA. RefSeq lists its product as uncharacterized. Gene Ontology annotation, biological process: phospholipid biosynthetic process. The record is from RefSeq and is a predicted model, not a curated record. Gene Ontology annotation, molecular function: phosphotransferase activity, for other substituted phosphate groups. Lineage: Eukaryota; Fungi; Ascomycota; Sordariomycetes; Hypocreales; Clavicipitaceae. Gene Ontology annotation, cellular component: membrane.